AUGGUUCUUCCUUCUCUUUGCAUGCAAGAGUUACUGAAACAAGUUCACGAAACUCAACUGUUCAAGCACAUUGAUAAGUUUCUAUCUGUUGUGGGUUACCAAGACAAUCUGCCAUAUGCUGCUGCCAAGGCUGUUUCUCAGGGAGCUCAGAUCUUAUGGGGAACUGAACUAGAUGAGUUGUGUUGCCACGAGACUUGUGUGAAAUGCAUCAAAGGUCACCAUGGUGAGGAGACAGCGACGGUAGGUUCUCUUCUGCACCUAAGAAAGGAAAGGGUUCCUCAUCAGUAG
Messenger RNA from Microthlaspi erraticum, 288 nucleotides. NCBI's taxonomy places the organism in Eukaryota, Viridiplantae, Streptophyta, Magnoliopsida, Brassicales, Brassicaceae. The record is from the annotation of a GenBank genome assembly.